ACUCAAAGUGACCUUGACAUUUGAUCGAUGCCUCACGAUGGGAGCGAUUUGAUGGAACGUAUUCGGCAAAUCGUCAACCAACAGAAGUUACGUUGCUUGGAUGAAAAUAAAUUGAACUCAUCCUCAAUCGCUGGUUUAAAUUUGGAUGAUUUGAUGGGUGAUAAUCACAAUAAAACCGAAGUAUCUAGCAAAUUUGUCACCCGUAAAGUUGCUGAAACUACUGCUCCAUCUCCUUAUCCAGGGUUUUCUACUGUCAGUGGAGAUCAAAAGAAAAUAUCUACGAAUGAUACAUAUUUCAGCACAUGUAAAUCUGAUGCAAAAGCCAAUAUUUUAAAACGUUUACAUGGUACAAGUCCAACAAAUCCAUGUAUUAGGCACGUCUCUGCCAAAAGUACACGUUCACAACACGUUGAUUCACAAAUCAAUACAAUUCCUAAUAAUGUACAUGCCUGGCGUCAGGGUAAAGAACUUAUUGAUAAAUAUCUUGGAACUUCAUCUGAGAGUAUUGAUAAACAUGGGAAUAAUGAAGAACAAUCUCCAAAAUUAGAUCAUUCAAGCCCGUUGGGAUUCGAUGCAGUCAUUGAUAAGAAUAAUCCAAAAAUAUUAAAUUUAAACCAAAAUGAACCGAAGAACACAGUAAAUACGGACAAAGCAAGCAAACAGAUGGUGAAUGCGCCGCUUGUCGCUUCCAAGUCUGGUAAAGGUCUAUUUCAUUCAAUUAAGAAAAAAAAUGAAGUAAACAAUCAUUCAGAUGCUCUAGAAUCUGUGCAAAAAGAUAUUCAUGGCUGUCCUACACCUAGAGCUCAUCUUAAGGCCCUGGUCCAACAACAAAGGGAAGCUCGAAAACAAGAGCAUAAACGGCAACUGGAAGCCGAAAAAGAGAAGCGUGAACAAAUACAACGUAAUCUGCAAUCAACUGCACUAGCAGCAGCUGCUGCUGCAAAGUUACCUGUCACUUCGACCAAAAAAAUGCCUGAACAUUCUCAAGUUAUCCCUGUAUGUUUAUUUCAACCGGUCAAAGCACCUGUAUUGACGUUGAACUCUUAUUCUUCGGAACGAGAACAAAAACUGGACGAACUUCUUAGACGUGAGAUAUCAACACCAGAAAAUCAAAUUGCUGAUAUUAUUCUUCCUACGUCUUCCGACCGAGAUUCCAUCCAUUCUUCUUAUCGAGAUUUUAUCGAGACUUUAAAAGUUAGGUGUAGUUCGACGAACUCCCAUGUAGCUAAUCCCAUCCCAACUAGUGAAUCCAGCAUGAAACGAAAUCGAAUGACUGCUGUAAAUAAAUAUGAAGAUAUUGGCAUUUCUAGACCACCAAAAUGUGGCAAGCUGAAUAAUAGUUGUAACCAUCCAAUACAGACAAAUAACUGUAAACAAAUGUUUAAUUCUAAUCCUCCGAGUAUGGAUCUACAAAAAAAGUGUUUGAAUGGGAAAUCUUCGCAUAUGAAAAACUUGCAAAUGGAAACAGUUGCAUUAUCACCGACUAAACAUAAGUUCUGUACGGUUGGCUCUCAUACUACUUGUUUUUAUGAAUUCGAAUCACCAAAAAGGUCUCUUCAUGAAGAUACGGGAUUUCAGGUUCCCGUUCCUUUUUCAGAAAAUGUGUCAACCCGUCCGAGAACCAGUGUGGAUGUUACUCGUCGUCCUGAAACACUACAAAAACGUUUAUCUCCUACGAUAGAACCUAUUGUUCCAUAUGCAAAUAGACCAAAGACUAUCUGCGAUCAUGUUACAGAAGCUGCACGUCUAGAUAUAAAAUUGAGCGCACAACGUGUAAAGCACAUGCUUGUUAUUGAUUCUGAAGAUGAUGAUAAUGAUGAUAAUUCUGAUGAGGAUCAAUGUUUUUAUACAGAUGAUGGAGUUAAUUCUUCAGUCUCUUCGUACGAAACAAUUCAUAAACCAACUGCUAGUGUUUGGAGACGUUUAGAAGCUGUAGGGGCUAGUGAAUCAGAGUUGGAAGAGAAUAAUGUUUGUAUCGUUGAAGAUAUCAAGGAUGAAAAACCUGUGAUUGUGGAUAAUGUAUCUCAGCAUUGCUCAACUUUUUGGAAGUAUAAUACCAAUACGAACAAUUUCCAUCAAUCUGGCUUGAAUAAUUUUAUUGGAGACAUUCGUGCUAAGAAUGAAUUUCGAAAUCUCAUUUAUAGUGAUCCUUUACGUUUCGCUUCUGUACACAAACGUCAACAAACUCUAUUUCAUAGAAGAGGAAAGAAACCUUUUAAAUCUUUGGAACCACAAGUAAACAGUAUAGAAAAGGUAGAAGUUUACGAAAAGGACUAUACAAACAGAAGUAGUUCACUUCAUUCUCCUCGAGAGAAGAUUGAUAAAGAAUCACUAGUUGUCAAAUCGAAUGCUCCCGGUAAUACCAACAUUCAAGCAGUUAAUGUGGAAUGUACAGACUCUGGAGAUCGGAGUUCAUCAUCACAUACUGCCUGUUCCAUCAGGACGAAAGCACAAGAGUUAUUUAUAACAGAUGAUAAAUCUGAUUCCCAGGCACUCCCUACGAAUCAUCAAAAGAUUAAUAAUUUUAUAAAUAAAACUAUAAACCCUUCGCAACUUAGGCUAACACCCGCUGCACUUAAUCUCCAGUUAGCCGUUGAAAUGAAUUAUCUUGAAACGCUCUCUGGUUCAAUGCAACAUAUUGCUGAUAUGGAGUCUCUUCGUCAGAUUACCGCUGCUCAAGCUGAAUGUGUUAGCCUUGCACAAUUGCUUAAAGCUCGUGAAUUGCAGAUAUCAUCAAAGAUUAGUGAUUAUGCGUUGGAGAAAGAAACACCAGGUGUAUUUGUCAGCCCUAAUGAACCAGGUCGUCUGAUUUCUGGCGUACAUUCACCACAGUUUGAAAGUGUACUAAAAGCUGCUGAAGAAUUUGAUAAGGUCGAACGUCGUCUUAGUGUAAGGACUUCACACUUGGAUGCCAUUUCCUACUGUUCUACCGAAUCGCCAUCUGUCGACUCAAAUAUCACAAAUGAAGCAAAUGUUCAUAAAUCUUUAAAUGGAUCUAUUUCAGAAUCCAAUGUAAACAAACAACAAUUUUCUACAGGAAGCGAUAAAACACUUUCAAAUGAUAACGUCAUUAAAUCGAUUUCAGGAGGUGUUGUAACGGCUUCUGAUUCGUCUGAUGAACCUUGUCGUCCUAUCCCUACUAGCUCUACUGUUGCUUCUAUGACUACAAUUGAUAAAGUUUCUGAACCAGGAAAAUUGACUGUCAUAUCGUCAUCAUUAUCGCCCAAUCUAAAUAAUUUCAUUAAUAUUGAAAAAAAGUUAGAAAAAAAGAAGAAAAUAUCAGUGGAUUUUAGUGGUGAUGAUGAUGAAUCUAUGAAAUCAUAUGGUAAAGUUACCAAUGGAGAACAUCAGAGAAAAUCAAAUGAUCAAGUGCUCAUUAAACGGAAAAAAUUAAAACGACAUUCGCGAAACGAAAAAUCACAUAUAAAAUCGACAGAUAUUCCUAUGCUAAAUCUAUGCGUCGCCAUGUCGCCUAAUAGCUCUUGUCAAACUGAAAGGAAUGAAAAAUUCAGUCAAGUAAAAUAUUUAUUAACUCUUGAUUUCAGUGCUUUGAAUAAGCGUGUAGCGGCUUUACAAUCUAGGCGUAAGAAAGCUGAAGAGCUUUUAGCGCUUUCCAAAAAUAUUGAACUCGAAGAGGUCGAAGUUAUUCGCUUAGAACGUGAAGCAUUGAACGCAAUCCAAAGUAAACGUUUAGCUUUGCAUGAAAAUCGGUCCCAGUUAUCAAAUGAUAAUGAAUCAAAAAAAUAUUCAACAUCUAGUCAUUGGUCGAAGAAUAGCAACUCUAAACAUUGGAGAUCGAAUUCUCAUUCACCGGUUUUUCAACGUUCCAGUUAUUCACAAUAUAGUGAUGAACUCGGUUUAGAAGAGCCCGGUGAUGACAAAACUAAUUCUGAGCGAAUUCCUACAGCUUCUUUGGGCAAAAGUUCUAGCUUGUUAAAAUGCAAUAUAAUCAACUCAAAUACUGCUUCUGAAUGUUCUACUGCUCGGACAGUGUCUACUGCGACUGAUCUAAAGUAUUGCAAGUCUGACUCGGAUUCAAAUCUAUCAGCUGCACAUUCCGAGAAACAUCAUUCCAACACUUCUUUUGGCAAUAAUUAUAAGUUAAUACCAAAUCGAUACAAUGAGAAGUGUACAUCAAAUUUACUAAGCACUAAAAAUGAUGAUUAUAAUAGUCGAGUUUCCAAAGUUUCAAAUUAUUGUCUUCCAAAACUUGAUAUUGGAGUUGAAACCACACCGUCUUUACGUAAUCUGUUAACAUGUGAAGUCGCUACACCAUCGUUAGAUCGUACUGUGACUCCGACGUCUAGGCACCUACGUCAACGUUCAAAUUCUCAUGAUUCUGGUCGUCGAAGACGUGUCACUGUCCUCAAUUCAGUUGAUUCAAUGGAUGAGGACGGUCGGUUGUUCGGUGUUGGAGAUGAUGAACCAUUUUCUACAGUAUCGAUCAAUUCACAUUCCGAUCUCAGUGAAUUAGAAUCACGGAUUCAAGCUCUGAACUCCAAUCUACAAAAACAGGAAAGUAUUCUAUGUCGCAUCAAUGUAGAAUAUAAACGUGUUCAUAAAGAUCGCCUAGCAAGAUUAGAAUCCACUUUGCUGAAACAUAGACAGCUUUGUACAGAAAUCAUUGCCAAUAUCAAAGCUGAUUUAGAUAUUUGCAGAGCAUCUGUCUGUACAGAACCUAAUGAUUCUCAUUCGAAAUCUAUGAAAAAAGUAAUCGAUACAGAUAAUAUUUCUUAUACAUCACCAUCAAAAUCUUUGAAUAAAACAACACUCGACAAUUUUAACGAUAACAGUAUCUCUUGUGCAUCAUCAAAACGUAUUGAUAAAUUGGCUUUAUCUACUCGCAUUCUCACUAGUAAACACUCGACAAACAAUGAUGACACUGAACCAGAUACAUUAAUUUCAGUGGCUGAAGAAUUAGUAUCAUCACAGGAUACUGAUGAUGAGUUGAAACAGCUCGAUUUAGAUGAUGAUAUUGAUCGUAGUACACCAGUUGCUGAGCAUUCUCCUAAUUCAACGAAUAAAAAUAAUACAUAUUUAUGCAAUGCUGACGUCAGUGCUGUGGAAUCUAAGCAAACAACUAAUUCUGAAAUGUCAAAAAAUAAGCGUAGUUUAUCUCCUUCAAUUCAUACAGAGUCGUCAUAUUAUACAGAUUUUCAACCGAGCUCUGAAGACAACAAUUCGAAAUCUCUAAAUAAUCAAGAUAUUUUACCCAAAGAGAUUGAGAAGGAAUCCAAUAACACAUCAAUGAAGUCUGUAAUUAACUCAACUGAAAAAAUGUUAAUGGGAGAAGUAACUCAAACAAACAAUAUGUUUUCUAAUCAGUUAGAUCCCAAAAUUUUUAUUAACGAAUGUGGUUCAAUCGAAACUUACAGCUAUAUUGAUACUGACGAAUUCCAGUGCAAUUCAACUGUCCUUGGUGUUACUGUUGCAGACAAUGAAUUUGAAUCAAAUGAUAUCUUAUCUAAAUCUCCAUUCACUAUAGUUCCUGAAGCUAAUUAUGUUAGUGACAGAAAGGUUUCGACUGUAACCACUGAAGAUUUCAACAACAUGGUAGUAUCCACUGACAUUUCAGUUCCAUCUGCGAAAACUAGCUUACAUAAAGUCGCUGAAGAUCAUCGACAAAGAGAAGAAUUAGUUGAUCAAAUUACCACUGAAUUGCUAAAUCAACUUGUCUCCGAAGCUAUCGAUUCUACAUUGAAUGUUCGAAAAUCCAACUUUCAGAUUGAAUCUCCUGAAAAUUCGGAAAGUGAUGACGAAGAUGACUUAUUAGACGAUGAAUUUCAUCAAAGAUCUUCAGGAUCCCAAUCCUCUUCGGAAGAGUCGGUGCCUUUAUUAGAUCUGGGAUUAAAAGCACAUAAAGAUUAUGAAGAAAAGUGUUCUGAAACAGAUAAAUCUAAAAUCUGUGUCACUCCAGAACCGUCAUAUACGGUAGAUAAUAUUGAAGGGCUAUUCGCUGAUACACCGGACAGAACACAGCCAUUGAUUCAUCUUGCUGUCAAACAUUUUUGGGAUGCUAAGUUAAAUGCAAAGAGUGAAUGCGAAGAAGUUGUCCUAUUGAAAGCUUCUAAUAAUCCUCCAUUGGAAUUCUCAGUUGAUUAUUAUGACGAAGCAGAUCUCGAAUUGUUCAAAACUCAAUCAAAUGUAAAAUUUGUAAAUCGUGCUUUAUUGUUUGAUCUGAUAAGUGAAAUUAUACAAAAAAUUUAUGUUGGUGAGGACAAUGACCUUGAGUUACAAGAAAGGCUAGUUAAUAGCACCAACUCAUCUGAAUCGAAAACGUCUCAUCGUGUUUCAAGUGCUCAGUUUCGGCUUUGGCGUGGUCCUUGUCCACCAACCACUUACAAUCGUCUGUUGACUAUUGUUACAUCUGAAGUUUGUAGAGAAUUGAAUCUUAAAAUAGAAUGGAAAUCGGAAAUGCCUAAUCACAAUGGUAAUAAAACAAAAUAUCCUGGUUUAAAUGAAGUGGUUCCGUCUGGUGUACGUUUAUCUCGUUUAGUACAAUGGACAUUAGCCAAAAAAUCAUGGUUAGAUCGUGUACUAGAUUUGGAAUUACGUGCAGAUGAACCAAGUUGGUUAUCGUAUGUACCAGAAGAACGUGAGAUUAAAAUGAAACUAGCUCGUGAACUAUGGGAGGAUAUACUAGACGAUGCUUUGAAUUCUGUUCUAGCCUCAAAUGCUUGCCAUUUGUCAAAGUAAUUUAUACACUAUCAUUCUAUUUAGGGUGUCUUAUUUUAUUGAAACUGUAAUUUGAUUUUUUUCUAAUAUCUAAAAUAUCAAUCUGAAACUGCUGUGAUAUAUUUCUUUUAGUGAUUAAAUGCUUUUAUAAAAAAAAUAUAUGACCAUCAAAUGUGUAGAACAGAGUAAAUAUUACCUCUAUCUCAGAUCUCACCUUGUGUUGUUCCCACUUCCUUUCAACCAUAUCACUUAUUCGUAAACCGUAUAGAAUAGCAACAAUCAUACACAUACAUAAUUUAUAUCCUAUUAGCUUUUGUACAUAUAUAUUUUCUUCUUAAUUUUUUCGUCUUUCCCCUUCUUCCCAUUACCAAUAUGUUUAAUUUUAUUGUUACAAUAUGAAAAAUACAAAUGAAAUGCUUGUUGUAUAUUAUUUGAUUUAAAAUGCAUACUGCUAUCGCUGUUAUACAUAUCCUUAGUACACUUAAAUAACCUCGUGCAUUUGAUUUGUUCUGCAUCUAACAUCGUUCUUCCUGUCCUCCCUUAUAUUUUUACUCUAUGAGAAUAAUGUUGACUAGAUUUUUCCCAUUUUUUCCAAUUUUUUCCUUCGUAUAGAAAUGUUACAAUUAUGUGUAUUUUGUAAUAUUUACAUGUCAAUGCCUAUUUGUGUUUACCAGUUUCCCUUAUCUUUUGCUUGUUUUUUUUCCCUGUAUUCCUUAAAAGCUUAUUCAACCAAAUAAUUCAUGUUUGCUAUUUAUUCAAUUUGUGUAUAAAUUAAUGUACUAUUUUCUCUAAUAUUGCAAACAGUUUUCUUUAUCGUAAAGAACAAUAAUUUAUAAUAGCGAU
Molecule: messenger RNA, 7518 nt
Organism: Schistosoma rodhaini
Lineage: Eukaryota; Metazoa; Platyhelminthes; Trematoda; Strigeidida; Schistosomatidae
Source: the annotation of a GenBank genome assembly